AUGUCGACGUUACCACCACCACAAACAGCAGACAUUGCUGCGUCACCCGUAGCCGCUCAAUCCACGUCCUCAAUAUCGAGCCCACUGCCGUCGUCUUCCUCUUCGUCCUCUUCCCCCUCCGCAUCCUCCGCAGCGCCUCCGUCGUCGAGCAAUGACCGCCUCCAAAAGUUCCUCGAGAACGACCCUGCCCGCACGGGCUUCGACCCCAAGACCAGCUGGUGGAUGACCUACUUCCGCAUCCUCAGCGGCCAGGUCACGCCCGAGGGCGUCCACCACUACCGCGAAUGGCGCUACCGGCAGAACGAGGCGCGCGACUGCAAGCGCUGCGAAGACGCCCGCGACUACAUGCUCAAGUACUCGCCGAUUGUGCGCUUCAUGGCCGAGAAGACGACACAGCUGGGUGGGCACAAGCUCGACAGCAGCAACAUUGUGUGCGCGCGGUGCCCGGCGCGCGUCACCGAAACGCCCGAGGGCGAACUGCGCAUCGUGCGGCAGGGCGGCGGUUUCCACCCGGACUAUGGCAUUCUGCUGUGUGCCAACGAGAUGCGCGACCGCAAGCAUUUGGAGGACAACCUGGCGCACGAAUUGGUGCACGCGUACGACCACCUGCGGUGGAAGGUGGACUGGGACGAUCUGCGGCACGCGGCGUGCUCGGAGAUCCGGGCGUCGAUGCUGAGCGGCGAGUGCCGGUGGACGCGCGAGUCGAUUACGCGCGGCAACUGGACGCUGACACAGCAGUUCCAGCGGUGCGUGCGGAUGCGGGCCAUCCAGUCGCUGACGGCGCGGCCGCGGUGCAAGGACGACGUGCACGCGACCAAGGUGGUCAACGAGGUCUGGGACUCGUGCUUUAGUGACACGCGGCCCUUUGAUGACAUCUACAAGUAG
Sporothrix schenckii 1099-18 is the source of this 885-nucleotide messenger RNA. RefSeq lists its product as uncharacterized. Gene Ontology annotation, molecular function: metalloendopeptidase activity. The transcript has a single exon. Gene Ontology annotation, biological process: mitochondrial protein processing; mitochondrial proton-transporting ATP synthase complex assembly. Bases 1 to 885 code for a protein of 294 amino acids. NCBI's taxonomy places the organism in Eukaryota, Fungi, Ascomycota, Sordariomycetes, Ophiostomatales, Ophiostomataceae. The record is from RefSeq and is a predicted model, not a curated record. Gene Ontology annotation, cellular component: extrinsic component of mitochondrial inner membrane.